Molecule: messenger RNA, 1332 nt
Organism: Cylicocyclus nassatus
Lineage: Eukaryota; Metazoa; Nematoda; Chromadorea; Rhabditida; Strongylidae
Source: the annotation of a GenBank genome assembly
UGAAAUCUGAAACAUAUCAUUUACAGAUCAUGUCUCCUUGGAUUGCAGUUAUUCCUAUAAUCUUAUUCAUCCUUACUCUGAUAUUUAUCAUUGUUUUGUAUUUCUCGAUUCCAUCCCGAAAAGAUUUCUCUUUGAAAAAGAAGCAUGCCGUUGUAACAGGUGGUUCAAAAGGAAUCGGCAAACAUCUGGCACUGUCGCUCAUUUCGCGUGGUUGCAAUGUUUCUAUAAUAGCAAGAAACGAAAAAGAUCUGAAGGCUACCUGUGAAGAGCUACAAGCAGCUGCGGAUCAGCGAGGUUUGCAGCAGAAGGUUCGGUGGUACUCCUUGGACCUAACAAAGGGCUAUAGCGAGGUGGAGGAGGUGAUACAUCGAGCUGAAGCUGAGCUCGGUCCUGUGGAUGUCCUUAUCAACAAUGCAGGCGGAAGUGUUCAGGGUCCAUUCCACCUACUGCCUGUCGCCGAUUUUGAAAACCAGAUGCGUCUCAACUAUUUGAGCGCGGUGUACGCUACCCGAUGUGUUGUGACCAAUAUGAUGGCUAGACGCUCCGGUCACAUAUCUUUUGUUUCAUCAGCUGCUGGUCAGUGUGCCAUCUAUGGGUAUACCGCUUACUCUGCGACGAAGUUUGCUUUAAGAGGAUUUGCCGAUGCUCUGCAAAUGGAACUCUUCCCAUACAAUAUCAACGUAUCUGUGUUGUAUCCCCCUAAUACGGACACUGAAGGAUUCAAGUUGGAGACGCUCAACAUGCCUGUAGAAACCCAGUUGAUCUCUGAUACUGCUGGUCUUUUCUCACCUGCGCUAGUUGCGGAAGCUCAUGUGAAGGACAUCGAGAGCGGUAAUUAUUGUACAGCGAUAGGAUUUGAAGGAUGGAAUUUGAGUAUGCUCACCGCUGGAGCAUCUCCUGAGCGUAAUAUGUUCAGAUGUUUAGCUCAGAUUUGCCUUGCCGGGAUAGCACGUGGGUUCAUGCUGAUUUACAUGGGCUAUUUUUAUAGAAUUGUGAAGAUGUGCUAUAAACAACGAAAAGCCGAAGCUGAAGAACAACAAAAAUCGCCGACUGCCGAGCUCAAGAAAGCACUUUGAUAAAAAAAACGGCUAACCAUAUGUCAGUGCCUUCAUCUUAUAAUGUGAUUCAACAUCGUUCUUUAUUCCCUACAGUUGCGAAAAUGAGGAUCUGCUUCCGGAUGCAUUCCCUAAAAUAAGUAAUUGAAUACUCAUUUCUGAGUUGAACUGUGGCGAUAUCGUUUCUUUUGUUUUCAAUGAAGAACUACGAAUCAAAUUAUCUACUUACUGUUAGUCCAAGGAUGUCAAUUUUCGUUAAUAAAUGAUUUAUUCGGAA